UUCAAAGGUGGUCAGAUGAAUGUUUCUGCUUCCCUUGCAGCUUGCUAUGGGAUUGUCCAGGUUCCUACUGGACCGUGGUUCUGUCGGAAAUGUGAAUCUCAAGAGAGAGCCGCCAGGGUGAGAUGUGAGCUGUGUCCCCACAAAGAUGGAGCCCUGAAACGGACUGACAACGGAGGCUGGGCCCACGUUGUGUGUGCUCUGUACAUCCCCGAGGUGCAGUUUGCCAACGUGCUGACCAUGGAGCCCAUCGUCCUGCAGUACGUUCCGCACGACCGCUUCAACAAGACCUGCUACAUCUGUGAGGAGCAGGGCAGGGAGAGCAAGGCAGCUUCUGGAGCCUGCAUGGCGUGCAACCGGCACGGCUGUCGGCAAGCUUUCCAUGUCACCUGUGCCCAGAUGGCCGGCCUCUUGUGUGAGGAAGAAGUCCUGGAAGUUGACAAUGUCAAGUAUUGUGGCUACUGCAAGUACCACUUCAAUAAGAUGAAGACCUCACGGCACUCUGCAGGCAGCUCCUUCAUUGCUGGGAGGAGGAGCAGAUCCACGUCCCCCACCCAGGAGAAGCACGUGUCCCACCACGAAAGGCCAAAGAAGAGUCGUAAGGACAAAGAAAGACCCAAACAGAAGCACAAAAAACGUCCAGAAUCUCCCACCAGCCUUCCAACACCCACGGUGCCCAUCGCUGCAGAAAAGGGCUCCACCAGCCACCAUGAGGGGAGCAAAGAGACCUCAGAGGUCGGAAGAUCAGAGGUGAAAGGCAAGAAGUCCUCGAGUCAUGGCAGCAGCCACAAGGGGAAGAAGACGGGGAGCGGGAAGAACUCGGCUGGGUUCAGCUCUGCAUCUUCCAGCAGCACCUUCCAGCCUGCAGGCACCUCCUGCAGCUCCUUGCAAUGCUCCCAGGAUUUCAUGGCGUUCCCCAAGCUAGAGCAGGACGACGAGAAGUACCGCAAGCCCGUCUCCUCCUCUUCGUCUUCCCACUGCUCCCCGCUGUAUGAAGGCCAGAAGGGGGACAUCUUUGAGCAGAAGGUGAUCUUCUCAGGCUUCGGGUCCAUCAUGCGCUUUUCCACCUCUGCUGUGAGCCAGCCGAGGGGCCGCGAUGCUUCCCCUGUGGAUUACAAAGCCUCAAACCCCAUCGGUGGCCCUUCAGCAACAGGCAGCGCUGCCACAAGCAGCAGCCACAAGCGUAUGCCAUCCCUCAGCAUGGAAGAGGGAGAGGUGCUGAAGGAAAAGAAGCACAAAGGCAGCAAGAAAAACAAGCACGGGCCUGGCAGGCCAAAAGGGGGCAAAAGCAAAGAGAUGUUGGGUGCCCAGCUGGCUGGGUCCACGUCGACAUCCUCGUCACCAUUCUCUGGAGGUUCUCUCGUCAGCUCCAGCAUCAGCAACUCUUCACGGCCCUUCAGCCACACGGGGAACCUGCCCAGCCUCAGCUUGGAGUCCCCGCUGCUGAGUUCAGGGAUCUACACCAGUAACAAGGACCCUAUUUCCCACGGGGGUGGAGUGCUCCGGGCUGUUUGCAGCACACCCCUCUCCUCCAGCCUUCUGGCACACCAGGGCACCGCGUCCAUCCCGCCGCUCAACCGCUCUCCUUUUGCGAGCACCAUCCCCACCUCCUCCUCUUCCUCCGUCUCCACCACGCAGGUGUUCUCUCUGGCAGGUUCCACGUUCAGCCUCCCCUCCUCACAUAUUUUUGGAAGCCCCCUCACAUCUGGGCUGUCCAUCAACCCGCUCUUAAAUCAGUCGGAAAGCAGCCGGGCAGAGCCCGACCUGGAGGACUGCAGUUUCGGCUGCCGAGGGACUUCGCCCCAGGAGAGUCUCUCUUCCAUGUCCCCCAUCAGCAGCCUGCCGACCCUCUUUGACCAGACGGUGUCCUGCAGCAGCAGCGGGCAGCUGGAAAAUGUCCCCCAGGCCACCCCCAACAUCGAGCAGCUGCUGGAGAAGCAGGGCAAUGGGGAAGCUGGCGUUAACAUUGUAGAGAUGCUCAAAGCUCUGCACUCGCUGCAGAAGGAGAAUCAGCGGCUCCAGGAGCAGAUCAUGACGCUGACAGCCAAGAAGGAACGUUUGCAGCUCCUCAACGUCCAGCUCUCUGUCCCUUUCCCAGUGGUGACCAGCAGCAACGGGCCUGGCAGCCAAACCCAUUACAUCCUGCCCAGCAACGUGUGCAACAAUGAUUCCCUGAGCAUCAGCAAGAGCCCCCCCUGCAAGAACAGCUUUGGGAUUGAGAACUCGCUCUCCACUUCCUCUGAGGACCCUCAUUCAGGUUGCCCCAGCAGGAGCAGCUCUUCCCUGUCCUUCCACAGCACUCCUCCACCCCUGCCCAUGCUGCAGCAGAGUCCUGCCUCGCUACCCCUUCCCGGGGUGCAGCAGGUGAAUGGCCUGGCCAGGGUGGCAGGCAGCGGGCUGGGGGGUGGCACCACUGCCAGCCACAGCCUCUCCACGGUGCCCAUGGUGGACGGCCUGAUGGGGACCGUGGCAGGAGGUCAGCAGAUGCCCAUCAACGGGAUCCUGGGGAAUCUGAACGGAGCUCAGGCCGCCCAGCCUCCAAGCGCGCUGACGCAGGCGAGCGGCCCUCCGACCUUGCAGCUCUCCACCAGCCUGAGCAGCAUGCCGAGCCUGAGUCCCCUGACAGAGCAGCAGCGGCACGUCUUGCACCAACACGAGCAGCAGCUCCAGCAGCUCCAGCAGCUCCUGACUUCUCAACCGCUUAAUCCGGAGCAGCAGGCCCUGGUGUUCCAGAUGAUGCAGCAAAUCCAGCAGAAGAGGGAGCUGCAGCGGCUGCAGAUGACGAGCUCAUCCCAGCUAUCCAUGAGCAGCCUCCUGGCAGCCACCUCCACCCCCCUCCUGCACUCCAGCACCAGCGCCCCGAUGACCUCGGCCCCCCAGCAGCCCCCCAACAGCAGCUCCCUCAUGGCCUCCCUCUCCCCCCAGCAGCUCAACCCUAGCAAUGCCCUCCUGGCUCCACCACAGGCCACCCCACCGCUCAGCGCUCCUGGGAGCAGCCUCAUGGCUUCGGGGACAGGCAUCCCUCCCGUCCUCACAGCACAGACUAACCCGUUUCUCAACCUGCAGGCUGAUGGCAACACCCCAAAAGGAACGAACAUGAAUGAAAAGGGAGCUCCUCUUACCCAAGACAAGGGCUAAGCUCCCUCUCACCCUGAACAAACCAGCAGCCAACUCCUCUCAGCAAGGGGGAAUGUGGCUUUCCACAGUCAGCAGCUUUGGUACUGUUAGAGCAAUGAGCACAAGGCUUCCGAGAAGCAUUUCCUGCUGCUGGGCAAUGCCAAGAGGUGCUUUGGAAGACAGUCCGUCUCCGACCAAGCCCUGCUAUCGGGAGGAGCAAAGGUGGGGGGCAGCUUUGCCGCGCUGCUCCGUGCCCCACGUGCUCAGAGUGAAGCCGUGUUUCCAGACAGAGUAGAGGAGAGUUAACACCGCGUGCCACCAACUGCUGUGAGCACAGGAGCGUGCUGUGUGUGUGCACUGAGAGCACGGAGCAAUCCUCAGCCGAGAGCUUGGUGGAGGGGGGGGGCACCCCCUGCUGAGGACACUGGUGUGCAGUGCAGGGGGACGUGGAGGUGCCCUCGGAGGCAGCGCUGGAUGGGACCCACCUGGGGAUGCUGUGGUGGUACCUACGUGGUCUGCUCCUUCCCGCUGGGGAGGUGAAGAAGUUCCACAGCUGUGAUUUCUCGCCUGCUGGGCCCUUGGGAUGCUCUUGGGAGCCGUCACACGAUGCCCUUUACACCUCAGCUGGAUGCAGCCCCAGCCUGAAGGACACGGGUGGUGGAGCGAUGGGUGAGGAGUGGUGUUUGGAGAGCUGCAAGCUGCUGCUGCUGUAAAGGACGCGGCCACGCAGCUGCUGGUGGGUCAGUGCUGUGCUUGGGGCAUGAAAAGCACAUUCCUGCUCCUCGUGCUGCCUCUCUUUCCUUCUAAGAUGUCCAAAGCCCAACGUUCAGCUUGCAGAAAGGGGCUGUGGUCGGUGUUGCCCCAUCUCAGCCAUCUCCUGAAGGCGCGUUGAAUCUGGCUCUUACAUCCCAAGCCUCAGCUGGGCAACAGAACCGUGCGUGCAUGGAAAAGACAGCCCCAGUCAUGGUGCAUCCUUUCCCCACCACAAAUCGUUCCAGUCUGGCAAAAAAAACCAACCAACCAACCAAACCAACAGAAAACCAACCCCAAGGAACGGCGUUCUUCCAUGUGUCUUAGGCACUGAGAGAGGGGAUCUCCAAGCAGCAGGGCGUCAUUGAGCUCCACGUUGGGGCAUUGGAGCCUUUGUUCUCUUCCACCUUUUGACCUUAACUCCGUCUCACAGUCCAGAACCUCAGCGAGGAGCUUCUGCUUCUGAGCCCGGAUGUCACAGAUGGACGGCAGGGCAGGUGGGGCUGCUCUGAAGGUGGGGAGCAUUACGUCAAAUGUAGACGUGCUCCUCCUUUUCCUCUUCCCAGUUCUCCUGGGGGGGGAGGGAGGGGGGGGGCAGGGGUAAAAACUCCAUCAAACAGAAGCUCCGAGGGUCUUAAAAUGCAACACGUGGGCAGACCUGAAUCUUUUUCAGCACAUUCCCACUGCCCCUAACUGGUUUGCACUAUUCGAAUUUGUCAGCAGUGGGUCUGUGCUGAUGGGAAUAGAAGGCUGGUGGUGGGCAGAUCUCAUCCGUGGUGUCUUUCUUCUUCUUUUUUUUCUUCUUUUUUUGGUUUGGUUUGUUGCUUGCUGUUUGGGAAAUGAUCGCCCCGAGGGUUGGAUAAAGCUAAAGACCAGAGGGAAAAGCUCCAUUCUGAUCUGCCGUUCUGUGAACUGGGCAGCACGCAGCCGUCUGCUCGGAAAUACGUUGUACACCGUUUGGAUUCCAAUUCUUUAAAUGCAGAAAAGCUGACGUUUUAACAAGGUUAGGAAGCAAUCUGAAGGAUGGGGAUGGCAGCUAACAAGGAAAAAUCGAACCCGAGGACAAAAAAGCUCCCCCUCCUCGUGGUCCCUGCAGCGCAGCCCCAGCUCCGAGCACCUCCUCCCCGUUGCAUCCAUUGGGGCUGGGGAUCCGCCAGCAGCUCUGAGCUCUGCCUGCUGCUGCUGUGCUCACCUGGGGCUCUGAUUCAAUUCUGACGAUGCUUCUUUUUCUUUUUCUUUUUUGUUUUUGUUUUUUUUUUUCACUGGGAGGCCCCUAUGGGGAGGUGCCACCUGCUGAACCGCUUCCCCGGGCGCAUGCAGGCUGCUGCAGAGCGGAGCCACGUCCCAGCUCUGCGGGGAAAGACCCGGGAGCAGAAGGGGAGCAGGGAAGGAAAGAGCUCGGUGGGUUCCAACGGCGUGGCUCUGAUCAGUAAAUCAAAGCCCUGCUUGGAUCCGUGGCUCAGCACCCCGACGCUGAGCGCCAGCGGGAAGCCGUGGGGGUCAGGAGAGGCUCGUAGGGCAGGUGAGAGCCCCGCAGAUAAAGCACUUACACAUUCCUCGGGGCUCUUGCUGAGGUGCCAGCCCCUCUCAAGGCCCCUCCUGCACCCUGAGGUCCCUCUGGGCAACGAGGGGGGGGUGAGCAGCGAGCACCCGUAUGGCUGUGAAGAGAGGAAGAGGAGGAGGAAGGAAAAGAAAAGCUAAAGAUGAGCUGUGUUUCAGUUGCACUGGGGUACGUUUCUUUACCCAUUUUGAUGCUAAUGUCUCAUUUAGUACGUUGCAUGUGUCUUUCUUUUGUUUUGUUCUGUUUCGGUUUUGUUUUUUUUUUUUUUUUAAUUAAAUAAAAGAGGAAAAAUGUGUAUAUUUUUGGCAAUUUAAGGUAAUGUAGCUAAGAUAUAUUUUUUUCACGCUGCUUGACUGUUCUUUAUUAUAAUAAAUAAUAUUAAUAUGAA
Messenger RNA from Lagopus leucura (white-tailed ptarmigan), 5813 nucleotides. RefSeq names its product MLLT6, PHD finger containing (gene MLLT6). Bases 16 to 3135 code for a protein of 1039 amino acids. NCBI's taxonomy places the organism in Eukaryota, Metazoa, Chordata, Aves, Galliformes, Phasianidae. Gene Ontology annotation, biological process: regulation of transcription by RNA polymerase II. The record is from RefSeq and is a predicted model, not a curated record. The transcript is spliced from 19 exons. Gene Ontology annotation, cellular component: nucleus. Gene Ontology annotation, molecular function: histone binding; nucleosome binding.